UUUGAGUCUUUUGCCCCCGCGCUCCUUGGUCGGUUUCCCGGCUCCUCGUAUACCCAGGAACGAGGACUUUAGUGGAGUUGAUUCUGCCCUUAAACGAGGUACGUUGUUUAAACCUGAGUUUCCCUGUUUGCACCAGGGGAAGAUCAACUGGCGCUGCGUUGCUUCCCGAGGCUGAGUACGCAAGGAGUGUUGGAAGGCUCUCGUCUCGGCGGAUUGCUGGAGAAGAAAUACACAUUAGAGUAUUCACUUUGUAAAAACACUGUAUGUGUUUUUUGUGGUUGUGAUGGGGUCAGAAAGUCUCAUGAUCCUUUAUGAAGAUAAUUCAGUGGAAAUCCACUAUGCAGAUGGCUCCAGAUUGCUCCUUUCUCCGUGUGGGUCAGAGUUCUUAUUUGAAAAGGCGAUUCCUCCCUCUGCGCAUCCAAUACAGCCACCGGAAAGAGUUCGCCAGAGGACACCGUUUGCUAUUAGUCUCUAUCGGGAACAACUCUUGCGGGCAAUAGAUUUCCGAAAUCAAUACUCUGAUCUACCCUAUUUACCUUCAGACAUUAUUCCUCCAGAAAGGAAAAAUGUUAUUUUCACAGAUGUCACUGAAGCCAAAUGGCCUGGCCUUCAUACGGCUAAGGAGGAAAUGUGUCUGCUAAAUGGCAAUGCGAAAGUCACAUCUUUAGAUGGACAUGCUUCUCUUUCUUUACCAGAGCUUCAGCAAGAAUUUACGGUGGAGUUUUUAUGCAAAGUAAGCGAGGGGCUAAGAAUCCCGUCAUCGUUUUCAAAGAGGAGCUCCUGUAAGUCAACCGAAGCAAGUUAUGAAAGUUCCAGUCAAAGCUCUGACUUAAAAACGCAUUCAAGGUUGCUAGGAACAAAAAUGAAGGGCAAUGUAGUUAUAGAAAAUUGUGCUCAAGAGAACAGUUCAAGGGCUGUGCAAAAAGAAGAUAAGAUAUCUCAGUCUUCCCAGAAGAGUUUAUUUGAAUACUGUAGGGUUAUACAGCAUAUAUCAGUGUCAUCCUGUCCUGAAGAAUGGAAGUACCCUUUGUCAUUAGCAUUAAGAAUCCAUCAGUCACAUAGUGGAAAUGAAGCUGGCUCUAAUAAAGGAAAGAAUGAAAAAGAUUGCCCAAGCCUGGAUCUUGCUAAUGAAUGCAGAAUGGCUGACACAGUUACUUGUCUACCUUCAGCGUUACCUCUCAGUUGUCAUGCUCCAUUUCUACACAGGUGGACCUUCACUGAUAUUUUUGAACAAAAACAGGAGGAGGAUGGAUAUCACUCAUACUCACAACCUAUCAAAAUACUUUGGAGCAAGGGUAUUACUUACAGGUUUUCUCUUGGACUUAGAAGCAUAGAAAUUUAUCCUGGUGAUGGAUCACUUCUUAAAUCGGAAGGUUUCUUUUUGGGGAAAUACUUCACUCGUUAUUGUAUUAACCCACAAACCAAACAGAUAGAAGAAACUAUGUAUUCUGUAAGCAGCCUACCACCAGAUGUCCCCGGGAGUCUCUACUCUCUAGGGGCAAUAAUAACACAGUCAGUAAGAGUUCUUCAACAUGAUCUUGAGAAUAUGCUUUCCUUGACACAUAAUUAUAAUGUUUGCUGCUGGAAAUUGUCUUCUGAGACAGGUGGAAGAGAAGUUUUACCAUUCCCUGUGGCUGAAACAUUUGUUCCUAAUGUAGGAAGAUUCUUUGCGUAUUCAGAUAAGAAAAUACAUGCUGUAUUUUGUGAUGGGAUAGUCCUGAAUAUGGAAUGGGAUUUCAGUACUCACUCUGGAAGAUCACAGAAUCCUCAACAGAACAACGCAGGUUGGUAUAAACUGACUUGUCCUGGAGGAGCACAGCAGCUGUUCCAGAUUGAUCAUCCUGGGCCCUAUGAGAGAUAUAUCACAACAGUGGUGGAAUGGUGCCAAAGCCUGAACAAGGACAGAGGGACAUGUACCAAUACAAAAGUAUCCAUUCAAGAACAAAGCUGGUCAGUUGAGGCUGAGCUUGAAAAAAUAAGACGAUUCAAUUUUUUAGUCGACAACAGCAAUAUUCCAGGUAGGUUUUCAACUGUGGGAAGAAAAUUGUCAUCUGGCCUAGAUACAGAAAGUGUACAGAAAGAAGUCUUUUUGGCAGAGGAUAUCAGUAUCAAGAACAUAACUGAGUCUCUGGAAAAAACUUCAAAAGUUAUAAAUGAUAUUGACUCUCUUCUGGCUUCUUCCACAAAAAAUCCUGGAGUCAAAAAUAUUUCAAGGAAGGUUGUCCGUCUUUAAUUUGACUGAAAAAGUAAAGGUCGCUAACUUCACAGAUGAUUGUAUAAAAUUUAUAUAAAUUAUGACAAAUCAUAAUUUAUUUUUUAAAGAUUAAAUAUUAAAUUACAAAGAAAUGUGAAAUGUGGCUUCACUGAGAUGCCCAAAUAAA
Molecule: messenger RNA, 2381 nt
Organism: Thamnophis elegans (Western terrestrial garter snake)
Lineage: Eukaryota; Metazoa; Chordata; Lepidosauria; Squamata; Natricidae
Gene: C3H5orf34
Product: chromosome 3 C5orf34 homolog
Exons: 13
Coding region: 284-2233 (649 amino acids)
Source: RefSeq, a predicted model, not a curated record